Molecule: messenger RNA, 2529 nt
Organism: Nycticebus coucang (slow loris)
Lineage: Eukaryota; Metazoa; Chordata; Mammalia; Primates; Lorisidae
Gene: ANAPC5
Product: anaphase promoting complex subunit 5
Exons: 17
Coding region: 127-2403 (758 amino acids)
Biological process (GO): protein K11-linked ubiquitination; positive regulation of mitotic metaphase/anaphase transition; anaphase-promoting complex-dependent catabolic process
Cellular component (GO): anaphase-promoting complex
Molecular function (GO): protein binding
Source: RefSeq, a predicted model, not a curated record
GCAAGGAUACCCUUUUCCUGGGCUAUGGCGGUGGCGAGCGGUGACUUCGUGAUUGUUGUGUGGUGCCUUGAGGUGGAAGCUGUGUGAAGCGCGUGGCCUCGUCCCAGGACUUAGUCUUGGGACGUUAUGGCCAGCGUCCACGAGAGCCUCUACUUCAAUCCCAUGAUGACCAAUGGGGUGGUGCACGCCAACGUGUUCGGCAUCAAGGAUUGGGUGACGCCGUAUAAGAUCGCAGUGCUGGUGCUGCUGAACGAGAUGGGCCGUACGGGCGAGGGUGCGGUCAGCCUCCUGGAGCGGCGGAAACUCAACCAGUUGCUCCUGCCGCUGCUGCAGGGCCCAGACAUUACACUGUCAAAACUAUACAAGUUAAUUGAAGAAUCUUGUCCUCAGCUGGCAAAUUCAGUGCAGAUCAGAAUCAAACUGAUGGCUGAAGGCGAGUUGAAGGAUAUGGAACAGUUUUUUGAUGACCUUUCAGAUUCUUUUUCUGGAACUGAACCAGAGGUUCACAAAACAAGUGUAGUAGGUUUAUUUCUGCGUCACAUGAUCUUGGCCUACAGUAAGCUUUCUUUCAGCCAAGUGUUUAAACUGUACACUGCCCUUCAACAGUACUUUCAAAAUGGUGAGAAAAAUGGUAAAAGUACAGUAGAAGAUGCUGAUAUGGAACUGACCAGUAGAGAGGAGGGUGAAAGAAAAAUGGAAAAAGAAGAACUUGACGUAUCUGUAAGAGAAGAGGAAGUGUCUUGCAGUGGACCUCUAUCCCAGAAACAAGCAGAAUUUUUUCUUUCUCAACAGGCUUCUUUGUUAAAGAAUGAUGAGACUAAAGCCCUCACUCCAGCUUCUUUGCAGAAAGAAUUGAACAACUUGUUGAAAUUUAAUCCUGAUUUUGCUGAAGCGCAUUAUCUCAGCUAUUUAAACAACCUCCGCGUCCAAGAUGUUUUCAGUUCAACACACAGUCUCCUUCAUUAUUUUGACCGCCUGAUUCUUACUGGAGCUGAAAGCAAAAGUAAUGGGGAAGAGGGUUAUGGUCGUAGCUUGAGAUACGCUGCUCUGAACCUGGCUGCCCUGCACUGCCGUUUUGGGCACUAUCAACAGGCAGAGCUCGCCCUGCAGGAGGCAAUUAGGAUUGCCCAGGAGUCCAAUGAUCACGUGUGUCUCCAGCAUUGUUUGAGUUGGCUUUAUGUACUGGGGCAGAAGAGAUCCGAUAGCUAUGUUCUACUGGAGCAUUCUGUGAAGAAAGCAGUACAUUUUGGGUUACCGUACCUCGCCUCCCUGGGAAUACAGUCCCUUGUUCAACAGAGAGCUUUCGCUGGGAAGACGGCAAACAAGCUGAUGGAUGCCCUAAAGGAUUCUGACCUCCUGCACUGGAAACACAGCCUGUCAGAGCUCAUUGAUAUCAGCAUUGCACAGAAAACAGCCAUCUGGAGGCUCUAUGGCCGCAGUACCAUGGCCCUGCAGCAAGCCCAGAUGUUGCUGAGCAUGAAUAGCCUGGAGUCGGUGAACGCAGGCGUGCAGCAGAACAACACUGAGUCGUUUGCCGUCGCACUCUGCCACCUUGCAGAGCUACACGCGGAGCAGGGCUGUUUCGCAGCAGCUUCUGAAGUGUUAAAGCACCUAAAGGAACGAUUUCCACCUAAUACUCAGCAUGCCCAGUUAUGGAUGCUAUGUGAUCAAAAAAUACAGUUUGACAGAGCAAUGAAUGAUGGCAAAUUUCAUUUGGCUGAUUCACUAGUUACAGGAAUCACAGCUCUUAAUGGCAUAGAGGGUGUAUAUAGAAAAGCAGUUGUAUUGCAAGCUCAGAACCAAAUGUCAGAAGCACACAAACUUUUACAAAAAUUGUUGCUUUAUUGUCAGAAAAUGAAGAAUACAGAAAUGGUGAUUAGUGUCCUACUGUCGGUGGCAGAGCUGUACUGGCAGUCUUCAUCCCCUACCAUCGCACUGCCUGUGCUCCUGCAGGCUCUGGCCCUCUCCAAGGAGUACCGCUUACAAUACUUGGCCUCUGAAACAGUGCUGAACUUGGCUUUUGCUCAGCUCAUUCUUGGAAUCCCAGAACAGGCCUUAAGUCUUCUCCACAUGGCUAUUGAGCCCAUCUUGGCUGAUGGGGCUAUCCUGGACAAAGGCCGCGCCAUGUUCUUAGUGGCCAAGUGCCAGGUGGCUUCAGCAGCUUCAUAUGAUCCACCGAAGAAAGCAGAAGCUUUGGAAGCUGCUAUUGAGAACCUCAAUGAAGCAAAGAACUAUUUUGCAAAGGUCGACUGCAAAGAGCGAAUCAGGGAUGUUGUUUACUUCCAGGCCAGACUCUAUCAUACCCUGGGGAAGACCCAGGAGAGGAACCGGUGUGCAAUGCUCUUCCGACAGCUGCAUCAGGAGUUGCCCUCUCAGGGGGUACCCUUGAUAAACCAUCUCUAGAAAGGACAUCCCUGCUGGGCCACUGUGCAAAGUAUAAGAUUUGGGACUUGUUCAUGCCCCUCCCUCCCUGUAAAUUUUAUAUUUGUAAUAUCCUGUCUGUCUUGUCAAUAAAGUUCAUUCCGGUUA